This is a messenger RNA of Archocentrus centrarchus (flier cichlid), 4273 nucleotides long. It is a transcript of the gene mgat4a, whose product is annotated as alpha-1,3-mannosyl-glycoprotein 4-beta-N-acetylglucosaminyltransferase A. The transcript is spliced from 16 exons. Lineage: Eukaryota; Metazoa; Chordata; Actinopteri; Cichliformes; Cichlidae. Gene Ontology annotation, molecular function: acetylglucosaminyltransferase activity. The record is from RefSeq and is a predicted model, not a curated record. The coding region runs from base 856 to 2457 and encodes 533 amino acids. Gene Ontology annotation, biological process: protein N-linked glycosylation. Gene Ontology annotation, cellular component: endoplasmic reticulum; endoplasmic reticulum-Golgi intermediate compartment; Golgi stack.
AAGAAGGCAGGUUAAUUUUCCCCCAAACCCCCCCUAACGCCAGUUUUAUUUAUAUAAUAUAUUUAAAAAUAUUUUUGCGCUGUAAGUCGUUUUAGGGUGUCAGUUAAUUGAGGUAUAAAACUACUCCGUGACAAUCAGCACAAAGAGACUCCGUGUCUGCUCGGGUUUAGUUUACCCGGCAGCUUUCAACUUAAGUGUUAGCUCACCGGCUAAGCAGCUAGCAGAGAUUGUGUCGCAGUGUGCGGGUCGACCGAUAGGGACGGCGGCUAAAACUUGGUUGCUUCCUUGAAGAAGCUCGGUGAGUUAGCUACACUCUGCCGUAUUUAUUUAUGUUUAAUUCUGCUGUCCGUUGAAGCGGAAUCAACGUGAUUUGAGGCGUAGCCUUUCGGCACACCGUCAGAGAGCCAGCAGCCUAUCCCGGAGGAUCAGCAGCCACACAGCUGAGAUGACAUCUGCUUGUAACUUGUAGCUUAACGACUGGCUUUUAAAACACUAUGGAUUGUAUUGGCAGCUAGUUUGUUCUUUUUCUUAAAACCCACAAUGUAAGCUAUCUUGUCAGAAAAACAAAAAGUAACUGAUCUCGGCAGCACGUAUUAUUAGUCUCGUGAACAGCGACAAGAGAAGACGCGCCGAAGCUGAGGCUACAGCAGUGUCCCCCUCCCCGCUGUUUCCGAGCGCAGAAGUCGGUGUUAUCCCCCCGUUAACCGGAGCGUUUUACCGUUUGAAGCGCCCAUAUGCCUGCGCCUACGCCCGUCUCAACAUCCUGAAGGCAGAAAGAGACGGAGGGAGGGAGGGAGGCAGCGGCAGCUCCGGGGUCCCCGACACUCAGCCGAGGAGAGGCAUCGCUGAAAUGAGAUGAGGCUCAGGAAUGGAACUGUGGCCACUGCACUUAUUUUCUUCACGUCUUUCCUCAGCCUCUCCUGGUACACAGCGUGGCAGAAUGGCAAAGAGAAGCUGAUAGCGUACCAGCGGGAGUUCCACGCUUUGAAAGAGCGCCUUCGUGUGGCAGAGCACAGGACACUGCAGCGUUCGUCCGAGCUCAACAACAUCCUCGAGCAGUUCAGACGCGCCAUUGCUGAAACUAACAGCAGCAAAGAUGCCCUCACAAACUUCUCAGAUGAGACGCAGAAACUACUGAAGGAGCUAGCAAACAGGAAACCUCUCCAGGUGCCAAAUAUCUACCACCAUCUGCCUCACCUUCUCAAUAAUGAGGGCAGCCUGCACCCUGCAGUGCAGGUUGGUCUUGGGCGCACAGGAGUUACCAUGGUGAUGGGGAUCCCCACCGUGAAGAGGAAGGUGAAGUCUUAUUUGUCAGAGACUCUGCGCUCGCUAAUAGACAAGCUGUCACCAGAGGAGAAACUUGACUGUGUCAUUAUAGUCUUUGUUGGGGAGACUGAUCUGGACUACGUUCACAGUGUGGUUGCUGGCCUGGAGAAAGAGUUUUCUACAGAGCUGAGCUCAGGUUUGCUGGAGGUGAUCUCCCCACCGGCUUCUUAUUACCCCGAUCUCAACAACCUCAAAGAGACUUUUGGAGACUCCAAAGAGAGAGUGAGAUGGCGUACAAAGCAGAAUCUGGAUUAUUCUUUCCUCAUGAUGUAUGCUGUGAGCAAAGGGGUUUAUUAUGUCCAGCUGGAGGACGACAUUGUGGCCAAGCCCAACUACUUUGCCACCAUGAAGAACUUUGCCCUGCAGCUCUCUUCAGAAGACUGGAUGAUCUUGGAGUUCUCUCAGCUCGGCUUCAUUGGAAAAAUGUUCCAGGCUCCAGACUUGAACCUCAUUGUUGAGUUUAUUUUUAUGUUCUACAAAGAGAAGCCCAUCGACUGGCUGCUGGACCAUAUUCUCUGGGUCAAAGUCUGUAAUCCUGAGAAAGAUGCGAAACACUGCGAGAGGCAGAAGUCCAGCCUCCGCGUGCGGUUCAGACCCUCCCUGUUUCAGCAUGUGGGGCUCCAUUCUUCUCUUGCUGGAAAGAUUCAGAAACUUACAGACAAGGACUUCCUGAAGCCCCUGCUGCAUAAGAUGCAUGUUAACCCACCAGCUGAGGUCUCCACUUCAAUGAAGGUUUAUCAGGGUCACACAUUGGAGAAGACGUAUCUAGGAGAGGAUUUCUUCUGGGCAAUAACUCCUACUGCUGGAGAUUACAUCCUCUUCAAAUUUGACAGGCCCGUUAGCAUAGAGAGGUUCCUGUUUCGCAGCGGUAACCAGGAGCACCCUGGGGACAAGAUCGAGAACACCACAGUGGAAAUACUGCCCGUCUCGGAAAAUGGAUUGCAGACCAAAGACAAGUACAAGAGAACCGAAGAUCGCUUUUAUAGGCUCGGUCAGUUUGAGAAGGGUGUUGCUGAAGGGGCUGUAGAUCCUGCACUGAAUCCUGUUGUGGCGCUCCGGCUUUCGGUUCUCAAGGACUCUGCUGUGUGGGCCAUUCUCAGUGAAGUACAUAUAAAAAGGGUAACCAGCUGAACAGUCCUGAGGGUGCACAUGAGUCGUGGCCCCUGGGGGACCGAAAUCUCCUAGACUGCUUAUGCAGGGCCUCUGGCACCUAGCGAUCAGCAGUGAAGUCAUUAGGGCUUAGAGCUGCUCGUCCGAGCUUGUCCGACGAACGCCACCUCUUUGUCUAUUCCUAAUGUACCUUGUUAUUUUUUUUGCUUCUCAUCAGUCUAUUUCUCCUCCUUUCGUCUCUCCCUCACUCUCUUGCUCUUUAUUUGUGAGAAUGUGAAUACUACUGUUUGACGAACGGCAGAGGAGCGUGUGAAGACUUCUGAUCCACGCUCUGUCGUUCCAGCAGCUUUGAAAACAAUCAGAAAAAAAAAAAAUACUCGGACAAAUUGAUCAAACAUCUGGGGGAGAACCAGUCACCUGGCCACUGGUGUAGAUGCUGCCAAAUCCUUCUGUUACUCAAUGCUGCCACCUUUGGGCGAGCUGGGGCAUUGCACUGUCACUAGCGCCUCAGCGGAGCCCGCCAUGAUCAAGAAUGUUGUCAUCACUAGUGGCCAGUUGCUCUCUGUUCUCUGCAGAGAUGACGGAGCUCCAGAUCAACACCAGCCCAAACAUUAAAAAAAAAAAAAGAUUCCAUCUAGAUUGUUGUGGGUUAUAUUUAAAUACUCUGCUUAUCCUGAAACACACACAGUCAGGAUGAGCUUACUGUUAAAAGAUCCUGCCUGUAACCAGACGGUGACACCUUUGACCAUAUGCCAGUAUCAGUGGUAACUACUCUGGUCCAUGAAGACAAUAAAUAGGAACACAUCUGAUACACCUCUUAUCUGACAGGCUGUGUAUGACCUCAGUGUCCAUUCAUAGGAAAUCAAUCGGACAUUGCCUUGGCACCAUUGUCCUGAAGGAAUAUAUUGUUAUAAUGAUAUAUUAUUACAGCUUUGACUGACGAUCUAUGAAGGUGAUUUAAUUUAUUUGAAAUAAAUCUUUAAUUUGUACAAAAGGUAAAAUAUAUUUUUAUUCUAUCAAGAGAUGUUUAUGGUAGUUCAGUGUGUCUUUGUGUACUUUUGUGUUUUUUUUUUUUUUUGUUUUUUUUUUGUUUUAUUUUUUUUUUUCUAAAUGCUAUUGUGUAUAUAUUAUUUUCAUUAUAACAGCUACUUGUAAAGUUGCUUUGUCUGUCAGUACCGAUAGCUUGGUUCUGCGGUCGCUUUACAGUUUCUUUCCUUUUGAAGCAAAAUGUCGUAACUAAAUAAUUUUAUUUGCUUAAAAACAAAAAACUUGAUAGUGGGAAAGCUGUAGGUGUGGGUUGAAAUUGGUAAUAUGUGCCUUAUAUGUAGGUGACUCUUGAAGCGAUUUUAAUUUGUUCCCUCUCACUUUUGCCUACACAUCAGUUGCUGGAUAUACUAAUGUUUUGAACAUAACCCACAUAGUCCAAUUAGUGAUUGGAUGUCAACAACAAUAAUUGUGUAUUAUGCUAAAAGUGGUAAAUGAGCAGGGUUUGAAACGGCGUGAUUUGCACUGCUUUGUUUGUUACAAUCUUAACCUUCAUCGUUGUACCCAGUUUUACAUUUUUCCCACGGGGUUUCUCUCCACAUCGCAAUUCAUUUGUCCAGUCAUGUACCUGUUUUGUGAUUGGACAGAAUAUUAUGACUACUGAUCACUGCAGAGCGUGCCACUGAUUGUAUAUAUAAAUACAGCAACGAGUUAUGUCUCUCUAUUACUUUCUCUUACCUCUCUGAAUAGUUUCUAGAAAUCCACUUGUGUAUUUGUGGCUGAUUUACUGAGUGGAAGCUGUUUUAAAGUGAAACUUCACUCAUUUUUUUACGUUAUUAAGUGGUUUAUUCAA